CCCUCUCUUUUGUAUUGUUUUUAAAGCGAUUGUGACUGUGGCUGUUCCGGGAGAUGCUGGAAUAACUCACGUGUUAAGUAAACACUGUCAGAUGUUCAAAACAUCAUAAAUUCAGUGCUGUCACUCUUGGGUGUUUUCUGAUAAGCUAGCUAACUAGAAGGGAAGCCAGCCAGCGAACUGUGUUAAUGUCAAAAACAGCUAGUUAGCCUGCUACGCUAGCUAUGCAGCUAGGCUGAUGGUAAAUUAACUAACUAGGUAGGUUGUUGCUGCUAGUAAACAAACCAAACCCUUCAUCGAGUGUAUCUUACCGAUACAUGCUAAUACACAGUUUUUCAUCCUUUGGUCGUUAACAUAAGGUAAAUUUGCAGUUAGCCAGCUAGAUAGCUAACUACUAAAGCAUUAGCAGCAUUGUAGCUUGCACUAGCUACUUAGCGAUGUAGCACUCUUUAAAAUACUGUAACAUCAACCUAUUACGGAAUUCUAGUGCAACAUUGUAACGUUAUGGAGGUAUGCACUACCUUUUGCGCUUUUCAUUAAAUGUGCAGAGAAUAUAACAAUAUCAUUUACGAAUAGAGAAAACCCACACAAUGAUGUUAGACGAACUGGGAACGACUUUACAUUUAGAACAUGUUGAAUGCUCUGUCAGGCUAUCGUUUACUAGCUACGUGUUUUUAAACUGUGCUCUGGUGUGCUUCAUUCAGGUUCGAGGGACAUUGGUUAAUCAGGUAACUGGAUGGUUACACAUUUUUAUGCAGGAGGUGUGGAUAUGAUAUCAGGUAGCUGAAGAUGCACGACCUUUAAACCCAAGAGGCGUUGGCUUUCGUGUGCAGGCUGACAUGCAGUAUUUUGGAGUUUAGUAUAAUAUAUAUCAUUGUGCAAUCUAUAAUGUACAAUCCAUGUACAAUCUGCAAUGUAUCAAGGCAAAGCAAACCGAAAAGAUUAUGUUGCAAAGGUUUCAGCCCUCUUCAUGCAAGUCUCUUCAGAGUGGGCCUUGUGGUCUGAAUGUUUGCCAAGCAAAUGUUGUAUGCCUCAGUCAGUGAUGGUAACAUGUGAACUAAGAACUCCUUGCUAAAACUCUGCAAGUCAUUGUUUAAGUGCCUUCCCUUCACUGAUUUGGUGCCCCAAUUUGUUUUAUAUUGAAAGUUUUUGUUUGUAGUUUCAGAGAGAAGGUUGUGACCAUACUGCUACAGUAGAAUUUGCUGUUUGGUAUCAAACUAGGUUUAGGCUAAUGUAGGCUGAUAUUCAGGGCCAGGGUGAUAUCAGUUCUUCAAAACAUCAUGGUGUAAAGUUACUGUUCAUCUUUAUAGGGUCUUCUUAGCAUUUGGAUGUAUUAUUAGUAACAUGUAACCUUAGCUUCACCUACAUUUGCACUCCCAUAGUAAAUAAUAAGCUUAACCGACAAGCCUGAUACAGUAAACACUGCUUGAAUAUAAUCUUUAUAUCUGCACUGUUCUUCUCUAAAUUAGUCAUUAUAUUUUCUGGUCUUGGCUAGAUGUUCUCAUUAAACAUUUUCACAAGAUGUUGUUUUCAGUUACAAUGUAAAGUACCCCAUCGCCUAGAGUUUUACCACAGACUUUAAAAAAAGCUUCCUGUUAUUUUCUUUUUUUAACAUAGUAAACUGUAUAAGUGCUUGGGGCCAGUGCUGAGUUCUUGGCUGUCACAGGGGUCUGAGAAACCGCUUCACAUACCUUUGAGCCAGGAGGAGAGAUCUGUUGUGCUGGGUCAUGGCUGAUGCCCACACCACUGCCUCCUCACUGUGGCAGUGGGGUUGGCACAAGGGGGACAGUGGAAAGACCACAGUGACAUUUUGUUCUGAUUUUGGGGUCUGUCUGUCUCUUUCCAUGGCCUCAGUUACACAGGUGAUAAAGUAGACAGUUUGAUGCACUGUUUGCGUAGGGAUAUUCCUCUUUCUGCCCAAAUACAAUCCAUAGUGUUUAGAUCAUACUUAACAUUACCAUCCUCACCAAGUACAGGUCAGCAUGUUAAGAGCUUGUUUACAUUUGCAUUGCAUUGCUUUUGGGUGCAGGAAAAAGAAUGUGUAGACUGGCUGGUCUGCAUUUUGUUUUCCCGUCAGUGUAGUAUGUUUGAAUUGCACCUCUGUAUGCUUACCUUAAAAGUAAUCACUGAAUAUUUUACACACUUUGAUCGAGAACAAAUGAUGUUCUGGAACCAGUUGCAUUUGGGCCGUCUGUCUCAGCAGUUGCAAGAAUUGACCUAAUUAUAUUUAAGCAGAACUUUGGGAAUGCGAGGGAGGGCAUGUAUUACAGCUGGGUUGAGGCUGUAGUACGAGGAGUGACAUAUUUGGACAGUGCACCAGCUGUUUGGUGUACAUGUGACACUGUCCUAGAAUGUAUUCACGAUUACUGCUAGGUCACAUUCCCUUUGAACACAUGUCCGUUAGGUGAGCCUCUGGCUGAUAUCAUAACAUCAGUCAGACCUGUUUAUCAACUGACUUCAUAAACUGAUCAGUCAGACCUGUUCAUAAACUGACUUCAUAAACUGAUCAGUCACACCUACUGUUAGAUAUAGGCAGCAUGCGGUGUCAUGCUCUCUGGUGGUUUAUGGAAUGCGUGGUAUAUCUGAAAGAAUGCUAAUAUGAGAGACUUCAACACUAUACCUAAUGAGAAUACUUCAACACGGAGGUCUUGUAGAGUCAGAGUUUGAACUUGUUAUGCACUCAACACAGCAGCUUUAAUCACUCCGACACAUACUGUGCAAGAUUAGAUUGAGUUAGCGCUGCUGAUUAGCCUGCCACAGUGCCUGUAUCAGUGGAACCCAGUGACCUAAUUUGUUCUCCACCCAGGACGAUGACAAUAUGGUUCUAAUGCGCCGCUCUUUUCUCAUAUUAAUGAGAGACACCCUGGGCAGAAUGGCCUCCAACCACUUGCUCCGUAUGCUGUUUUCACUGCUUUGACUGGCUGGAGAUGAGAAAGCUUCCUCCCUGCCAGUCUCGCAUUCAGUCACAAUGGACUCUGGGCUACAGGAAUGAAUCUGUGGGCCACAGUGUCCGUGGAUAAUGCACAGUCAUGGUGCCGUGCCAGACCCAUGUGAUGUUGAAGUGGCAGGAGCACCUGAACAGCGCCUGGGCGGCGGAGGACAGCGUGCAGACUGCCACGCGGUGCGGGGCGGGUGCGCUCUAUGCCAAGCUCCUGCAGAGUAAGGAGGUGGUGGCGCUGGCCCAGCCCGUGCAGGACCUGAUGGGGCCACGCCUGCCGGACUUCCAGCACGAGAGCAGCGCGGCCGAGGAGCGCGAGGAGUACCUGUCCGCCCUGCUGCUGGCGCAGCGCUGCCUUGCUCGCCGCUCGCUCGCCUGCACGCCCUUCGCCCUGGCGCUGCACCACAGGCUGGUGGUGCUCCAGCGCAUCUACUACGCCCUCCACAGCAAGUACCACGAGCGCUUCCGCCCCGCUCCCCUGCCGCAGCCGGCCCAGAGCGGGGCCGACAGCGGGGCGCUGGAGCCGGCCGCGGAGCCGUGGAUGCCGGGGCCCCGGGCCAGGUCGGGCACGGACGUGCUGAUCGAGAUGGGCGUGCGGACGGGGCUGAGCCUGCUGUUCGCGCUGCUGCAGCAGAACUGGCAGCGGGGUCAAGAGGUCACAGGGGCGGGCACGGGCACGGGUGUGAGCUCGGGCGCGGAACUCUGCAACGACGUGUUGGCCACCGCCUCCUCUGUGCUGGCCUCCCUGCCCCCGCUCUCGCUGGCCAACGAGAAUAAGAUCCCCAGCGUGGGGCUGCACUGCCUGGCGCAGGUGGGCGACUUCCUGAAGCGCACGGCCGUGAGCGGUUCCGGGGCCGACCGCGUUGGCAAGAGGCUGGCGCUGGAGCUGCUGCUGGGGCUGGCGCUGCAGAGGGGCUCCCUGCGCUUCCUGCUGGAGUGGGUGGAGGUGGCUCUGGCCGCCUCAUCCUCCUCUUCCUCCGGCGAGGGAGGGGGCAUUGGGUACGAUCUUAUCCAUCAGACCCUGCUUCAGAUGAGGCAGUACUCGGGUUUCCGAGGCGACUCGGUCAACACUCAGGUACUGAAGAAGGAUGCGGACGGCCUCUGCAGUCUCUCCCACGUGGCCCUGUGCCUCUUUGAAGAGAUCUGCAACCUGGCCUCCAACUGCCUCUGCUCCUGCAGCACGGGCACGGGCAGCGCGGGCACGGAGGGCGACGCUGUCAGGGUGUACGUGUGGGGCAGCAACAGCAGCCACCAGCUGGCUGAGGGCACUCUGGAGAAGAUCCUGCAGCCUAAGCUGGCACAAGGCUUCAGCGACGCCCAAAUGAUCGAGGCGGGGCAGUACUGCACUUUCUCUGUGUCGGCUGACGGCUCAGUGAAGGCCUGUGGGAAGGGCAGCUAUGGCCGCCUGGGCCUCGGUGACUCCAACAACCAGUCCAUGCCCAAGAAGCUGGUGCUGGACCCGCCGCGUAGCAUGCGCAAGGUGUCGUCCUCCAAGGGCUCAGACGGGCACACGUUGGCGGUCACGGGCGAGGGCGAGGUCUUCAGCUGGGGCGACGGAGAUUACGGGAAGCUGGGCCACGGGAACAGUGCCACCCAGAAGUACCCCAAAAUCAUCCAGGGACCACUGCAGGGAAAGGUUGUCGUGUGUGUGUCUGCGGGGUACAGGCACAGUGCAGCCGUGACCAAUGAUGGGGAACUCUACACGUGGGGAGAAGGAGACUUUGGCCGACUAGGUCACAGUGACAGCCACAGCCGUAACGUGCCCACUCUGGUGAAGGACAUCAGCGGGGUGGGGCAGGCGGCGUGCGGGAGCUCCCACACCAUCGCAGUGGCUCAGGACGGACGCAUCGUAUGGUCCUUCGGAGGAGGAGACAACGGUAAACUAGGUCAUGGAGAUACUAAUCGGGUGUAUCGGCCCAAGGUCAUUGAGGCUCUGCAUGGAUAUAUUAUCAGGAAAGUGUGUGCAGGCAGCCAGUCCUCUCUCGCUUUGACCUCCGCUGGCCAGGUGUUUGCCUGGGGCUGUGGCUCCUGUCUUGGCUGUGGCUCAUCCGAGACCACAUCACUUAGGCCACGCUUGAUUGAGGAGCUGAGCAUCACCAAGAUCAUCGAUAUCUCCUGUGGGGAUAGCCACUGUCUGGCCCUGUCUCAUGAAAACGAGGUGUAUGCCUGGGGAAACAAUGCCAUGGGGCAGUGUGGGCAGGGCCACACCUCUACGCCCGUCACCAAACCGAAGAAAGUGAUUGGCCUAGAGGGAGUGGCCAUCCAGCAGAUCACUGCAGGCACCUCCCACAGCCUUGCUUGGACUGCAGUUCCUACCGACAGGCAGUUGGUGGCUUGGCACAGGCCGUUCUGUGUGGAUCUUGAAGAGAGCACGUUCACCUACCUGCGCACCUUCCUGGAGCGCUACUGUGAUGGCAUCGGUGGGGACACUCCCCCAGCCCCCUUCCCCUCUAAGAGGGAGCAUCAUCAGUUUGUGUUGCUGUGCAUGAAGCUGCUGUCCAUCCAUCUGUCCCUGGCCCACGCAGGCGGCACAGGGGCCACAGUGCUGGGGGCCCAGGGUAGGCCCCUGAGGAACCUCCUCUUCAGGCUCAUUGAUUCUAGUGUCCCAGACUCAAUACAACAGGCAGUGAUGAACACACUCUCCAUUGGAGCGUCUCUGCUGCUGCCCCCCCUCAGGGAGAGAACAGAACUCCUCCACUCACUCCUACCUCAGGGCCCAGAGAGCUGGGAGAGCCUCUCUAAAGGCCAGCGUCUGCAGCUGGACAUGGUGCUGAACAGCCUGCAGGAGCAGUCCCACGUGGCCUCCCUGCUGGGCUACAGCUCUCCUGGGGAGCUGAACACCGGCCUGCCCCCGCCCCUCUCCCCAGACCAGCUCCCGCCCAGUGCCAACUCCCCAGACCAGCUGCACCUGGCGGAGGUUUUGCUCAAGACCCUACUGCUCAGCAUUGGAUUCUACACGGAGCGUGCCUUUGGGGAGCUGGAGAAGAACAGUGAUAAGCAGCGGGCCAGCCAGGCCAAGAGGCAGACGGAGCCCCCGUCUCACUUCCACCACCUCCUGUCUGCGCUGCACAAACACCUGCUGGCCCACUGCUUCAUAUACACCAACACAGAGGACGACAGCAGCGUGACGCUGCUCCACAAGCAUCUGUGUCUCCUGCUGCCGUACGCAGCUGAGACCUUCAGGAGGUCCACCAUCCUGCUGGAGGAGAGCUCACUGGAUAGACACGUCAUCCAGAAACUGCACACGGUGCUGUGUGGCUCGGUGGCGGGCAGCUUGCUGUGUCAGGUGAUGUACUCGCUGCUGCUGCUCCCGCUGGGGGUGGUGCGCCCGCUGCUGCCCCACCUGCUCUCCCUGCUGGAACAUCUCAACGAGCUCAACUGCUUCCUGCCCGCCACGGGCAUGCUGGAGGACCUGGAGCUGGAGGGUUCCUCUCCUGAGGUAACCGAGGGGGCGGAGUUAGCCACAGGGGCUGAGCCAGAGGAUUGGAUGUGGCUGCUGGACCUGGAGAGGGCGGUGGCACUGGCCAUUGGUCGGUGUCUGGGGGGCAUGCUGCAGGGCCCGCCCCCCUCCAUCCAGGAGAAGACAGCGGAGCUGUGGCUGUGUAACCCGCUGCUGAGGAACGGCCUGGAGAUGGACUUUGAGCAGCUAGAUUUUGCCACCGGCUGGCUGACUGAGUCCGUCCUGCUGGGCUGCCCCGACGCCAGGCUGGCAGACCUGGGCUUGAGCGAGGAGGGCUCCAUGCUGGUGGAACUGGGCCUGGGCUCCAGCCGAGAGCCAGCCAGCAGCCUCUGGAGGAAGAUGAAGGAGUAUGCCAUCAGUCGAGACUGGGACUGCGGGGCUACUCCCGGAGACUCCCUGCUGGAGACCGCCUGCCGCUGUAGUCUGGCUGUCCUGCUCAAACACACUGGCCUGCAGGACGAGGCCUACUGGCAGGACAAAUAUGAGCCAUGUGAGAUGCUCAUCGAGAUCUAUGAGAUGGUCUACAAGAUCCGCAACACCCUGCUGUCCCUCAAAGAGAGCAUAGCGAACACAGGCAACCCUCCAGCCACAGCUACCAACAAACAGAGCUCGCUAAGUUCCCAGAGCCCCAGCGAGGACAGGCAGGAGCCGGGGCCCUCAGGGGAGCAGGGCAGGCGGGAGCGUGAGCCCGGGGCGCAGGGGACCUCCUCCGAGCACAACCAGGACCAGGAGCUGCCCGAGGAGGAGACGCCCAGCAUCAGCAGUAUGUACCUGCCUGAGGUGCUGCAGUGUUUCCUGGCCACACGGGAGGCCAUGCAGCUGCAGCAGAAUGAGACGGUGUACGAGUCGUCGGGCACCAGCACGCUGCCCAGCAGCACCGAGAGCCCCGGCACCCCCGAGCGCGAGCCGCCGGCCAAGCAGUGGGAGCGUGGACGCACUCCCGACCACGCCCUGUCCUUCCCGGCAGCCUGCCACCUGCUGGUGUCCCGCUGCGUCUUCUUGCUGCUGGGGGUCCGAGCUGCAUGGCAGGAGCCGGCCGAGCCCACCGACCUUCAGGCUGAGAGCGAAACAUCAAGGAGAUUGUCUUCGUCUAUGGAAGCCCAACCCUUCCUCAGCCCGAUGUCAGAGUUCAGGUUCUCCUCUGAGUCCAAGAGACAAGGAGAGACCACAGAUCAAUCAAAAGCGUCCACAAGGUCCUUCAAGAACAAAAUGGGGCUGCCCCUGUGCUCUUUGGGCAUCAUGAAAGAUGCGUGGGAGCGCCUGCGCCAAUGCAUCAGCCCCAGCACCACCAUGUGCCCGGCCGGCCCGGGCUCGCCCAUCCUGGGCCAAGUCUUCCACUUCCUGUGUGGCAGCCUGCUGCGCACCUCCGCCCUGGUGGAGAGGGACGCCGGGCUCCAGGCCGACCCCAAGGCCAUCACCCUGGCCAUGUCCCAGCAGCAGCAGAGGGCAGAGGUGAGGCUGGAGGCCCUCUGCCAGAUCUCAACAUUCCUACACGAGAUGGAGGAUAAGAGCAGUGGCUCCACAGCGCCCCCACGCUUCCCUGGCCUCCUGCAGUCGGUACAGCUGCAAUUCCUGUCAGGCUGCUUCGGUCUGGGGACCCCCACCUCAGGCAGCCUCUCCAGCCCCCCAGAGAAACUGCAGCACUACACUUCUGGGACCCAGUCGGCUCAGAUGACCACUCAGAGGGAGCUGCAAGCUGCUGCUCACACCCUCUACCAGCAGCUGGUGCGUGUCCUUCGCCAGAAGGUGGCGCUAGAGAAGGAGCAGACAGGCGCAUACCAGCACCUCCUGCUGGCCACGGUGUUUGCACUGAACUUCCACUACCAGCCGGUAGACCUGGUGGUGAUGAUCCGCAGCGGGCUGCUAGAGAUCCUGUCCUGCCUGACGGACAGCACCUGCGUGCUCAUGAACCAGCGGUGGCUGGCCGCCUCAGUCUCCGGCCACAUGCUGCUCAGCGGAGCAGUCAAGCUGGCCAGCGCCCGCCUGCUGCAGAUACUCGCCAUCGCUGCCAGUUCCUAUGAGGAAGCCCUUCCUCUGGAGGUGUCCCAGGCCCUGAUGGACGUGAUGUGUGAGCAGCUGCAGGGGCUCCUGCUCAGCGUCAGGCAGCAGGAGGCGCUAGAGACCAGUGUGGUGGAGCACACUGAGCCCCACGCCAGCAGCACCAAGCACAGACUAGAAAAGGUGGAGGCGGUGCGGAGCAGCAGAGUGGUGGAGUCCCAGCUUGCAGACUUCCUGGUCUUCCUGAGACGCAUCCUGUCGCUACGGGUUACCAAAAGAGUCUCCACAUUCAUCAAGUGGAUUGACCCGCUUAUGACAAUCAUAUCUUACAAGUGCACUGCAGGGAAUCCCUGUUUCCGGAACCUGCGAACAAAGCUGCUGGCCUUCCACAUUCUGGAAGCAUUGUUACCCGCCUGCUCUGAGCCCGUUCAUGUCAAACAGAUUGUCGACCAACUAUUUGGACUUUUGUCCACCUUCAUGUGGGAAGAGCCUCUGGCAGGAAGGAAGACUCUAGAAUCUCUCCCUGAGGGCUGCAAAAGGGAAAGCAUGAGUGAGGAUGAGUGCAUUCCUAUUGGAGAUUUCUCGUUUGACCCGCACAAGCUGACUUGCUGCUCCCUGGAGAGUGGGAACGUCCUGGCACACGGAGCCGGGGGGAAGGGCUACGGCCUGGCCACCACCGCCAUCACCUCCGGCUGCUUCAUCUGGAAGUUCUACAUCACCAAAGAGAACAAGGGCAACGAGGGCACCUGCAUAGGGGUGUCCCGCUGGCCCAUCCGUGACUACAACCACCGCACCACCACCGACAUGUGGCUGUACCGCGCCUACAGUGGCAGUCUGUACCACGGCGGGGAGCUGGGCCGCGCCCUGCCCUCCUUCACCCAGGGGGACACCAUCACCUGCAUCCUGGACAUGGAGGCCCGCACCAUCUCCUUUGCCAAGAACAACAAGGAGCCCAAGUUGGCCUUUGAGGGAGUGGAUGCCACCGAGCUCUACCCUUGUGUCCUGUUCUACAGCAGCAACCCUGGAGAGAAGGUGUCGCUGUGUGACCUGCAGAUGCGGGGCAUGCCCAGUGACCUGCUGGCUGGAGAGCCCCUGUGCAGCCCCCGGGCUACGGUGCUCCUGGAGGCCACCGUCCAGCUGCUGAGACGCCUGCACCAGUGCGAGGGCUGGACCACCCACAUCAACCAGCACAUGCAGGCUCGCCUGGAGCUCAUCGCCCCACUGCUCAGAGAUGGUGGCUCCCACAGACAAGGCCACAGCCCCAAGGGCCCAGAGGAGGGUUCCGACCAAGAGCGGGGUGCCCCAGAGAGUGGAGGGUCCACGGGCCGGGUGGUAGAGAUGGUGACGGGCCCUGCGGGGCUCACUGAGGCCCAGCUGAACGCCCUGUGCACUGAGGUGUGGCCGGUGCUGGCUCUGAUCGGCGGGGUGGACAGCGGGCUGAGGGCCGGAGGGGUCUGCCUGCACAAACCCAGCGGACGCAGGGCCACACUGCUGGGGGUGCUCAAGGAGGGCAGCCCCCUGGCCAAGCUCCAAUGGGAGGAGGCUGAUCUCACUGUCAGCUCCCUGAAUUCUUGGUCACCCAGCGACACGCCGCUCUCAUCCCUGGAGCCGUGUGAUGUGCCGCAGCUGGACGUGUCCCUGCUCCGCGGCCUGCGCCCGGCCGUGCUGCUGGACCUGCUGCUGCUCACCGGCCUGCUGGAGGAGCCCGAGGGGCCCGGGGCCCCGCGCAGGGGCCGUGCCGAACUGGAGCCUGCUGUGCAGCGCAGCGACCUGGAGCGCCGCCUGGACGAGGACAUUGGCCGCGUCAUGCAGGACGAGGAGGAGACCCACCCGGCCCCUCCCGCCCCCAGGGAAGGAGAGGAGACGGCGGGGGAGGAAGGAGCCAAACCGCAGGACGAGCCUCCAGAGCCGAAGGCCUCCCCGAAAACCCCCAAACCUCCAGGAACGGAGGUGGAAUCCAGCGCCCUAGUCCCCGUCCCGUCUCACCAGCUGGCUCGCCCCGACCUCUUCACCUUGGAGCUCCGUGCCGUGCGCCUCUCCUACCUCCUCCUGGGUGCCCUCAAAUCGCUUGCGGUCAUCCUCGGCAGCGGCAGGCUGGCCGACCAGCUCCUGGUGCCGCCGCGGCCCGACACAUCUUCAUCCGCGGGGCCUUCGUCCGGAGCCGAGCCCCCCCAGAGCCCCGGGCCUGCGGAGGAAGGGCCUGAGCUGCGCUCCGUCCUCCAGUUUGUGGUGCGGAGCAUGGUGAAGUGGGCCGUGCGGCCGUGCCCCAUCAAGCACCCAGUGGCCCUGGCUGACCUGGAGAGGGCGCAGGUCAUGAUCUACAAGGGCGUCCUCAACAGGCUGCAUCAGGAUGGCAGCAGUAAAGACCAUAGAGAUGUGGCGCUGCAUUCUGCCUCGCAGCCCGUGUCCAAAUCCUCCAGCUCAGUGUCACUCUACAGCAACGGCUCCGACGGCACGGCCGCCUUCGGCCAAUCAGCUUCCUCCUCCACCAACGACUUGGCCAACUCCCUGUUGACCGCAUUGCAGGCGGAUGGCCUGGAGAACUUUAACCCUUUCCUGCCCAUCAACUUGCUGCAGCGGAUGGUGCUAGCUCGCUUCCCCACGCUGGCAGGGCUGGUCCAUAACCCCACGCUGCCCCCCGGCCUCAGCCUGGCCAGCUCUGCUUCCUGCGAGGGCUUCACCGAGCAGCAGACCAGCUUCCUAGAGCCCUGCGGACAGACCCGCACGCCCAUGGAGCGUCCUCAAAUGUUUGUCCCCGUUCGCUUGCUAGAAAUGGGCUUCUCCAUGAGGCAUAUCUACAAGGCCAUGGAGGCGGCAGGCGUGACGGGCGAAGUGGACUCGCGCACCAUCGAGGUCCUGGCGAGCUGGAUGCUGGAGCACCCUCUGGCCGACGAGCCGCAGGCAGGGGAGAGUUCAUCUGCCGCGGGUGCAGUGGACACGCCGUCCCCCGAGGGACCGGAGACGGUGCAGUGUCCCGAGUCUUCAGCCCCACUCAACCUGCAGGAGAGCAGGGAGCCCAGCGAGAGUCUUCUGGCUGGCCUUGACCUGGUGGAGAGGGAGAACUUUUUGGAUGUGCACCUAACCCGCAACAGGCCCCCACCGGCCCGACGCCAGAGGUCCAGCCUCGGCCAAAGAACCUCCUUCAGGAGAGCAGAUUCCCCAUCGCCCAAUCCGCUGCCGGCGCUGUAUAGGCAGGAUGUGGGCGUGGCCGAGUGGCCCGAGCGUGCAGAGACACACCCAUUUGCCGCUGAGGAGGAGUCGGAGCUGGGCUACAUGGACGACUCCUACCAGGAGGAGCCCUACGAGGAGCUGCUGAGUCCAGAGUUCAUCAGCUCCGAGAGGGACACCUUGUGGAUGGUGGAGGUACAGCAGGGUGGAGAAGAGCACCCAGAGCCUCAUGAGAUGGUGGAGUGUGAGCUGUGCAGCACGCUCACCCUGCAUUUCAACAACCAUAUGAAGCGCCACCACCCAGGAUGUGGCCAGAGUGCUGGUCGCUGUGGUUACCGCAGCAACGGCGCCUACGUGGACGGCUGGUUUGGGGGCGAGUGCGGCUCAGGUAGCCCUUACUACCUGCUGUGCAGCUCCUGCCGAGAGAAGUACCUGGCUGCCAACCUGGGCGAUCUCAACUCCAAACAGGACAGGAAAGGGCUGGCGUCAGAUUUGAUUGGUCGAUUGGAUAGUACAUCUGAUGAUGAGUGGGAGCUGGGCCACCAGGAGGCUGCCGACUCGGACCGGCUGACCGGCCAGGAGGACUUUGGUCUGCUCUUGCGUCCGCUGGGCCUGAGCGAGAAGAAGCUGGUGCCUGACCCCAUCCCCUUCACUGAGGCCGACCCACUGGGGGCCAUCACUAACAGCGCCCUCAGCGGAGAGUCAGCCCUGAUGUACAGAGGGGCGGCCAGCAGUGAACAGAAGGGCUCCACAGCUCCUCUGAGCCUGGGGGAGCAGGCGGCCUCGCUGAGGGACGCCCAGGAGAGGCUGCAGGCCCUGAGGAGGGUCACCUCCACUGCACAGAUCCUGCUGGCCUACAGCAUGGUCAUGAGGACCCUGUCCCAGAGCACCGCCAGUAGUCAGUCUUGCGGGCUGGAGGCUCUGGGAUUGGCCGACAUUCGGAUCUUGGUGCGCCUGAUGUGUCUGGCGGCGGCAGGGCGUGUCCACAUGGGGGCGGGGCCCCAGGGGUCGGGGCGGGGUCCUGUGGCUGAUCGCUCCGGCUCCGCCUUCCUGUCCUUCCUCAGCUCGGCCAUCGGGAGCCUGGUGUCCCACAGCGCCGUGGCCUACCGGGAGCUGGUGGACAUCUGCACUCAGGAUCUGAUGGCGGCUGCUACUGGUAUGAACAUCAGUGCCAUCAGCGACCCGCAGCAGAGGGGCCGUCUCACCCUCGCUCUGAAGGGCGCCCCCCGCGAGCCCAAAGACCUCACCCCCCCCAACUUCCUGGUCACCCAGAGCCUGGUGUCCUUGCUGACGGAGAAGGGCAUCCGCUACAGAUACACCGCUGAGCGCAGUGACGCUGAUGCCAAAGAUGUGACCAGCCCAGCGGCUUCGGUCUCUCCGGCUCCGGUGGGGAUGCGAGUGGGUCCGCUGGAGCUGGCCAACGCUCUGGCCGCCUGCGCCCUCUCCGCCCGGCUGACCAGCAAGCACCGGCAGUGGGCAGCUCAGCAGCUGGUCCAGGCCCUGGCCACCUCCGAGAGGGACAACCCCAUCCGCCCGCAGACCUACAGCGACAUGGCAGGGGACCUGCGCAAGUGUCCGCUCCGCAAGCUGGAAGGUCAUCAGAACAGGGUGACAAGCUGCUGUUGGAGUAAUGCUCAGAGCCUUCUAGCCACCAGUGGUCAGGACGGGACGGUGCGCGUCUGGGACGUGACGCAGAACUCCGCUGAGCUGCAGUGUACACACACCUGCACCCCUGGUGAGGACGCACACAGCUCCGAUUCGUCCCUGGGAGCCCACCUUCUCUCCCCUGUGUUCUGGAGUGCAGGGGGGACGCUGUUGGCUGCCUUCCAGAGCAAACAGAUCAGCAUAUGGACGGUCAACGGAGCCCAGGCUGGUGUGGUGGAGGCCCAGAGCUCCUGGGUGACCGCUCUGACCUGGGUGCAGACCUCCACACCUUUCCCCAGCCAGGGCGGUGCCAGUCCCUGCAGUGCCACUGAGUCUCUGCUGGUGGGCCGGCUGGAUGGCUCCCUCUGCUGGCUGGAGGUCUCCGAUGGCCUGCAGGUGGAGAGCACUGAGCUGCCGCGCUGCCAGAGGAAGGAGAGUCCUCAGUGUAUUGCCUGGCACAGUGUAGAUAAGCCUUUCGCUGUCGGAUACCCUGAUGGAAAAAUCCUCCUGGCCACAGCUCAGGGCUAUGAGACGGAACAGCCUGUACUGCUCACAGCUUUCCCUGAGGGCAUCACCAUGCUGAAGUGGGACCCCACGGGUCACCUGCUGCUGUCCGUGGGCCGCUCCGAGAUGGUGAAGAUCUGGGGUCGUGUGGGCGGAGGCUGGAGCACGCUGCACUCCCUCUUCCACACCGGCUCCGUCAACGCGGCCGAGUGGUGCCCAUUGCCCGGCAAGGGGCCGGAACCACGCCUCAUGAUGGCAGUUGGAUGCCAAAAUGGUCUCCUGUAUGUGUGGACUCUGCCACAGGGUGGCGCCAUUGUAUCACUGCCCAGUUUCCUCAGCUCGUCCUCCAGCCAGGAGAAGAGCGGAAGUGUCAAGCGUGGCAGUGCCAAGUGUGUGUUUAGGCUGAGUGGCCACAUCACGGCCGUGAAGACGCUGUCCUUCUGCCCCAGCGGCAUGGCCCUGGUGUCAGGGGGCAUUGGUGGUCUCCUCAACAUCUGGUCCCUUAGGGAUGGUUCAGUCCUUCAGACUGUUGUCACUGGCCUGGGCUCCGUGGUCUGUACCACCUGGAUUCCUAAUGUGGGGGUGACCGCCUGCUCUGGGAGAUCAAAGGAUGUUCUGCUGAUCCGCUGCACGCCUGACUGGAUCUCCCAGAACCAGGUGCUGGCGUCGUGUCGCUCCGUGCUGCGUGCCCAGGGCAUUCUGGGUCUGAACCGCGCUCCCUGCAUGGCCGUGCUCCUGGAGCGUCUGCCCAUCCUCCUUCAGGAGCAGUUCAACUAUGAGAGGUCUCAUGUGAUGGCGGGCGAUCAGCUGGUUCACAGCCCCUUCCUGCAGAGCCUGUCUUCACUGACGGUGGGCCUGGUGCUGGACCAGCUGCUGUGCCUGCUGCCCCGGCCCCCCCACCACGCCGGUACCGAGUCAGACGGCUGCCCGCUGGAGUGGACCUGGCUCGCCACCUACUCCACCACCGUCAAAAGUGCCGAGGCCUUCGCCCGUGGCAACGGUUUCCCAGAGUCCUUCAGUGUGCCCGAGUUCCAGCAGACGGCGGUCACUGAGGUCUCCAAAGCCCUCGACAACGGCAAGUGGAGCUUCAUGAUGGAUGAGCAGCUCAUGUCGUGGGCCACAACUCGUCCAGAGGACUGGCAACAGGGUGGUAAAAGCGAGGUAUAUCUGUGGGGUAAUGGUCGCCAUGGGCAGUUGGCAGAUGCUGGCACCAAUCUGUCUGUGCCGACCCUGGCACCCUCCCUCUGCCAGACCCAGCAGGUGGUGUGCGGGCAGAACUGCACGUUCCUGGUGCAGGCUAAUGGCACGGUGCUGGCCAUUGGCGAAGGCAGCUAUGGAAGACUUGGGCAGGGCAACUCUGAUGACCUGUACACCCCCACCAUAAUAUCAGCCUUGCAAGGGUAUGUGGUAACACAGCUGGUGACGUCCUAUGGCUCAGACGGUCACUCACUGGCCUUGACGGAGACCGGAGAGGUGUUCAGCUGGGGCGAUGGGGAUUAUGGGAAGCUGGGCCAUGGCAACACCGAACGGCAAAGACGGCCUAAACAAAUCGAAGCUCUGCAGGGGGAGGAGGUGGUGCAGCUGUCCUGUGGCUUUAAGCACUCAGCUGUGGUCACAGCAGAUGGAAAGCUCUUCACCUUUGGCAGCGGCGACUCGGGCCGCCUGGGUCAGAGGUCGACGUCAAACAAGAUGCUGCCGGAGCGAGUGAUGGCCCUCGAGGGCUACCACGUCGGACAGGUGUCCUGUGGCAUCAACCACACUCUGGUGCUGUCCUCCGACGGCCUGACCGUCUGGGCGUUCGGAGACGGGGACUAUGGGAAGUUAGGAACGGGACCCUGCACUGUCAAGUGCUACCCUCAGAAGGUGGAGCUGCUGUGUAAUAAGGGAGUGAAGAAGGUUGGCUGUGGGACCCACUUCUCUGUGGUGCUGGCCAAGGAUGGGCGGGUGUACACCUUUGGGCAAGAGCGUUUGAUUGGCUUGCCAGACUCCAUGCUGAAGCACCAUAACCGGCCUCAGGUGGUGCCUGCGCUGGAGGGUGUGUUUGUGGAGGACAUCGCUGUGGGCUGUGAGCAUGUCCUGGCCCUCUGCUCCAAUGGAGAUGUACACGCCUGGGGCUGCAACUGCGAGGGCCAGCUGGGUUUGGCCCACACUAACCCGGUGAAGGAGCCCACACUAGUGACUGCUCUCCAGGCGAAGAACAUCCGGCAGAUCUCUGCUGGCCGAUGCCACAGCGCCGCCUGGACCACGCCGUCCGCCUCAGCCAAAUCCUCCGGCUCCCCGUCGGUGCAGCUGGGCCUGCCCCUGUCUGUGCCCCCCCAGUACAACGCCCUGAAGGACUGCAGCCCCGAGGUGCUCAACGCCCGCCUCCGCGUGCUCCACCACUUCUCCGACCUCAUGUACAAGUCUUGGAGGCUGCUCAACCUGGAGCCGCGCAACCAGGUGCUAGCGUCGCGCUACAGCUCGGGCACGGCCGCCAUCGUGCAGGGCCAGCUCCGAGGCCUCCUCUCCCCUAAGGUCAACACGCUGCCCCUGGUGCGCUCCAUCGGCAGGACCAUGACCCAGGGCAAGACCUAUGGCCCGCAGAUCACCGUCAAGAGGAUCUCCACCAGGGGGCGUUCCAGUAAGCCCAUCUUUGUGCAGAUCGCCAAGCAGGUGGUGGCGCUGAACCCCACGGAGCUGCGGCUGCCCUCGCGGGCGUGGAAGGUCAAGCUGGUGGGCGAGGGAGCGGACGACGCGGGCGGAGUGUUUGAUGACACCAUCACUGAGAUGUGUCAGGAGCUGCAGUCUGGUGUCGUGGACCUGCUCAUACACACACCAAACAGCUCCACUGACUUGGGCAGCAACACAGACAGGUUUUUGCUAAACCCGGCAGCAGUGUCCGAGGACCACCUGGUGCAGUUCCGCUUCCUGGGCAUCCUGAUGGCGGUGGCCAUCCGCACCAAGAAGCCACUGGACCUGCACCUGGCGCCCUGGGUGUGGAAGCAGCUGUGCUCCAUCCCGCUGGGCGGGGCCGACCUGGAGGAGGUGGACCUCCUCACCUACCGCUCGCUGCAGGGCAUCCUCCACCUGGACAACAGUGGCAUCACCGAGGAGAACUUCACCGUGAUGAUUCCUCUGGACUCCUUCAUGGCCAACAGUGCCGAUGGCAAGCUGGUGCCGGUGCUCCCCGGGGGCCACAACAUCCCCCUGACCUUCUACAACCGGACCGACUACGUGGAACGGGCUCUGGAAUAUCGCCUGCACGAGAUGGACCGUCAGGUGGCAGCGGUGCGAGAGGGCAUGUCCUCCAUCAUCCCGGUGCCCUUGCUCUCCCUGCUGACAGCUCGGCAGCUGGAGCAGCUGGUCUGUGGCUUGCCCGAGGUCUCCGUGGAGAUGCUGAAGAAGGUGGUCCGCUACCGGGACAUCACGGACAGCCACCAGCUCAUUGGCUGGCUCUGGCAGAGCCUGGAGGAGUUCACCAACGAGGAGCGGGUUCUGUUCCUGCGCUUCGUCUCGGGCCGCUCCCGGCUGCCGUCCAACCCCGCCGACAUCACCCAGAAGUUCCAGAUCAUCAAAGUAGACCGGCCAGUGAACGGCUUGCCCACGGCCCAGACCUGCUUCUUCCAGCUGCGCCUGCCGCCCUACACCAGUCAGGCGGUGCUGGCCGAGCGCCUGCGCUACUCCAUCCACAACUGCCCCUCCAUCGACAUGGACAACUACAUGCUCUCACGCAACACCGACGCGGCCGAGGGCUCAGACACUGAGUACUAAAGCGGGCGUCCUCGAGGCUGCCUUUGAUUUGAAAGCACAAGCCUUUGUCCCGGUGUCUCUUCUUUUCUGCCUCCACCUUCCUCUUCCUCUUCCUCUCACAUGCUCGUGCAAUAGGAAACGCUGCUCUGCUGUUGCCCGGUGUGAUGGCCAGACGCCAGCACUGCAACAUGAAAGAGCCCCCCCCCCCAUUUGGUUUUGCAUGGUAUUUCUGGUUGACUGUUACAAAUGCAAAACAUUUUUUUGCCAUUUUAAUUUUCCCAUUUUAGGUUUAUUUUGGGUACGGAUAAUGCUCCUGUCGGAUACUGAUUUGGGGAGCUUUUUCAUCAGCUUUAAAAAACACGUACUGUUCUGACGAUAUCCCUCUGUCUGUGCCUGUUAGCGUUGCAGAGUGGCACUCCUGGGUCAGCCUUAGCUUAUAGGAAUGCUCUCGACACGAGCCGAGGGUGGGGUGCAGAGACGUGCUGAUUCGGAUCCCUGGAAGCGCUCUCUUUCCGCUCUCCGUUCUGCUCCCAACCUCUUGAAACAGUUGUGGCGUCGACUCCGGUCAAGGUGGACAGUGCUCACGAUCCGUUUCUAAACGUUGGCCCCCUAAAGAGGAGAGUCCAUGCGCUCCAGUGACCAUCGUUAGGGGUCUGAUGGGAACUCUGGUGUUCAGUCUCCAUAACAUCCAUAAGAUGUUCCUCCAUUAGAAAACUAUCGAAACAUGUAUUUGGGAUGAAUGUAUACUCGUGAAUGCCAUGCACAUAUGCACUCAGAUCAGUUUUUUUUUUUUAAUUUGCCAAAAAAAAGAAGAAUCUGUACUACUGUAAUUUAUUGCGUUUAGAUGAUGGAUUUUAGUCUUUUGCAGCUAUGAAAUGGUGUGAUGUUGCAGAUUAUGUUUUAUUUUAUUUUUUUCUCCCUGCAAAUAUGAACGAGGGGAGUUUUAGUAUAAGAACUCUUUUAUGGCCUCCCUGUGCUUAAAAGAGUGUGAAUAGUUUCUCCUGAGCUGUGGGACUUUGGGUAAACAACACGGACUUCAUGUUUUGCUCUGCCCGUGAGCCCGAAUGGAGCGAGGGUUUGUGUAGUAGAGACGUCCCAUGACUACUGUGUGCUGUGAAUUACAGUAUUGGCUAAGUUAUUCAUCCGUUUCCUUCCUUUCUUUCUUUUUUUUAUUUUGAAGAAAGGUUUUCUACAAGACUGGGCUUUUUUGACUCAAGGGAAGUGUGUCUGGUGGUCAGUCCCAUCAUGGUCAUUAAAGUGGCAUGGUUGUUGUGGUGUUUGCACUUUAGACUUGUAUGCAUUGUGCUUGAGCAAAAAGAAAAAAAGAUAAUAACUAUAAUAAUGGAAACCUUUAAAAAGAUUCUUCAAUUAAAAAGAGAGAAAUAAAA
Clupea harengus (Atlantic herring) is the source of this 18826-nucleotide messenger RNA. Its product is annotated as probable E3 ubiquitin-protein ligase HERC1. Gene Ontology annotation, molecular function: ubiquitin-protein transferase activity; protein binding. The record is from RefSeq and is a predicted model, not a curated record. Lineage: Eukaryota; Metazoa; Chordata; Actinopteri; Clupeiformes; Clupeidae. The coding region runs from base 3027 to 17459 and encodes 4810 amino acids. The transcript has 79 exons.